Messenger RNA from Cucumis melo (muskmelon), 3756 nucleotides. RefSeq names its product phytochrome A. Gene Ontology annotation, biological process: regulation of DNA-templated transcription; protein-tetrapyrrole linkage; detection of visible light. Gene Ontology annotation, molecular function: photoreceptor activity; protein homodimerization activity; phosphorelay sensor kinase activity. The record is from RefSeq and is a predicted model, not a curated record. Lineage: Eukaryota; Viridiplantae; Streptophyta; Magnoliopsida; Cucurbitales; Cucurbitaceae. The transcript is spliced from 5 exons. Bases 181 to 3552 code for a protein of 1123 amino acids.
CCCUACUGCCACUUCCAAGUUCCAACUCCGAAUCUACGCCUCGCUUCUCUCUCCUCAAUCCCAUUUCUCACUCUAUAUUCCCCCCCACCAUGCUUCAUUCUUCCCUCUCUUUCCCUCUCUAAUUCACCGGCACCGCCCUUCGCCCCACCGGAAAUUCCUUUUGCUUCGGGUUGGAAAAACAUGUCUUCCUCUAGACCUAGCCAGUCUUCUAGCAACUCUGGGCGGUCAAGACAUAGCACCAGAAUUAUUGCUCAAACAUCUGUUGAUGCAAAACUCCAUGCUGAUUUUGAGGAAUCUGGGAAUUCAUUCGACUACUCAAGUUCAGUGCGUGUCUCUAGUGACGUUAGUGGAGAUCACCAACCUAGGUCAGACAAAGUUACAACAGCUUAUCUCCACCACAUACAGAAAGGGAAGCUUAUCCAACCAUUUGGUUGCUUAUUGGCCUUAGAUGAAAAAACAUUCAAGGUUAUUGCUUAUAGUGAAAAUGCCCCUGAAAUGUUGACCAUGGUCAGUCAUGCUGUCCCAAGCAUGGGGGAUUACCCUGUUCUUGGCAUAGGGACAGAUGUGAGGACUAUUUUCACUGCACCUAGUGCUUCUGCACUGUUGAAGGCCUUGGGCUUUGGGGAAGUUACACUUCUUAAUCCCAUCCUAGUGCAUUGCAAGACUUCUGGAAAACCCUUUUAUGCAAUUGUGCAUCGUGUUACUGGAAGCUUAAUCAUUGACUUUGAGCCUGUGAAGCCUUAUGAAGUUCCAGUAACAGCAGCUGGAGCCCUACAAUCAUAUAAACUUGCCGCCAAAGCAAUUACUAGAUUGCAGUCCUUGCCUAGUGGGUGCAUGGCUAGGCUUUGUGACACAAUGGUUCAAGAAGUUUUUGAACUAACUGGUUAUGAUAGAGUCAUGGCUUAUAAAUUCCAUGAUGAUGAUCAUGGGGAAGUGAUCUCUGAAGUCACAAAGCCUGGUCUUGAGCCAUAUCUUGGUUUGCAUUAUCCGGCCACUGACAUUCCUCAAGCCGCACGCUUUUUGUUCAUGAAAAAUAAAGUCCGCAUGAUUGUUGAUUGUCGUGCAAAACAUUUAAAAGUCCUCCAAGAUGAGAAAUUACAGUUUGAUCUAACUUUAUGUGGUUCAACAUUAAGGGCUCCACACAGUUGCCACUUACAGUAUAUGGAAAACAUGAACUCUAUAGCCUCUUUGGUUAUGGCAGUUGUGGUUAAUGAAGGGGAUGAAGAUGCCGAGGGCCCUGCUUUGCAGCAACAAAAGAGAAAGAGACUAUGGGGGUUAGUAGUAUGUCAUAAUACAAGUCCCAGAUUUGUUCCUUUUCCUCUUAGGUAUGCUUGUGAGUUUCUUGCUCAAGUAUUUGCUAUUCACGUGAACAAGGAAUUGGAGUUGGAAAAUCAAAUUAUAGAGAAAAAUAUUCUGCGUACACAGACACUCUUGUGCGACAUGCUAAUGCGUGAUGCUCCUUUAGGUAUUGUGUCAAGGAGUCCUAACAUAAUGGAUCUUGUGAAAUCUGAUGGGGCUGCCUUGUUAUAUAAGAACAAAAUUUGGCGAUUGGGCAUGACACCCAGUGACUUUCAUUUGCGGGACAUUGCCUCGUGGCUUUCAGAAUAUCAUAUGGAUUCAACAGGGUUGAGUACUGACAGCUUGUAUGAUGCAGGAUAUCCUGGAGCUCUUGCUUUAGGUGAUGAAGUAUGUGGGAUGGCUGCUGUGCGGAUAACUACUAAUGAUAUGAUUUUUUGGUUUCGGUCUCACACUGCUUCAGAGAUUCGGUGGGGUGGAGCAAAGCAUGAACAUGGUGAGAAGGACGACGGCAGAAAAAUGCAUCCAAGAUCAUCUUUCAAGGCUUUCCUUGAAGUAGUGAAAACAAGAAGUUUGCCUUGGAAGGACUACGAAAUGGAUGCAAUCCACUCUUUACAACUGAUCCUUAGAAAUACUUUUAAAGAUACAGAUACAGAUGAAAUAAAUCGAAAAUCAAUUCAAAUGACACUUGGUGACCUAAAAAUUGAAGGGAGGCAAGAAUUGGAAUCAGUAACAAGUGAAAUGGUCAGGUUAAUUGAGACAGCUACUGUGCCGAUUUUAGCAGUUGAUGUAGAUGGGUCAAUUAAUGGGUGGAAUACAAAGAUUGCUGAAUUGACUGGACUCCCUGUGGAUAAAGCUAUUGGCAAGCAUUUGCUUACGUUAGUGGAAGAUACUUCUGUAGAAGUUGUCAAGAAAAUGUUGUAUUUGGCAUUGCAAGGACAAGAAGAGCAAAACGUUCAAUUUGAGAUCAAGACGCAUGGUUCUCAUAUUGAGGUUGGCUCGAUCAGGCUUGUUGUAAAUGCUUGUGCAAGUAGGGACUUGCGUGAAAAUGUUGUGGGGGUGUGUUUUGUAGCACAAGAUAUCACUGGUCAGAAGAUGGUUAUGGACAAGUUCACUCGAUUAGAAGGUGAUUACAAAGCUAUUGUACAAAAUCCCAAUCCAUUAAUCCCUCCAAUAUUUGGUUCAGAUCAAUUUGGAUGGUGCUCAGAGUGGAAUCCUGCAAUGACAAAAGUAACUGGGUGGUCACGUGAAGAAGUAAUUGAUAAGAUGCUUUUAGGAGAGGUUUUUGGCGCGCACAAGUCAUGUUGUCGUUUAAAGAAUCAAGAAGCUUUUGUUAAUCUUGGGGUUGUUUUGAACAAUGCCAUGAGUGGUCAAGAUCCUGAAAAGGUUUCUUUUGGCUUCUUUGCUCGGAACGGGAUGUACGUGGAAUGUCUUCUGUGUGUCAAUAAGAUCUUGGAUAAGGAUGGGGUCAUUACUGGGGUUUUUUGCUUUCUGCAGCUUGCUAGUCAUGAGUUGCAACAAGCACUAAAUAUCCAACGAUUAUGUGAGCAGACUGCUUUGAAGAGAUUGAGAGCAUUGGGAUACAUAAAAAGACACGUACAAAAUCCUCUUUCUGGGAUAAUCUUUUCGAGAAGAUUAUUGGAACGUACCGAGUUGGGAAUAGAACAAAGGGAAAUUCUGCUUACUAGCUUACACUGUCAAAAGCAAAUCUCCAAGGUUCUGGAAGAGUCUGACCUUGAUAAAAUUAUCGACGGGUUCAUUGAUCUGGAAAUGGUGGAGUUUACAUUGCAUGAAGUAUUGAAGGUAUCAAUCAGUCAAGUAAUGAUAAAGAGCAAAGGAAAGGCUAUCCAGAUAGUUAAUGAGACUGUAGAAGAGGCCAUGUCCGAGACCUUAUAUGGUGAUAGUUUGAGGCUUCAACAAGUCUUGGCAGAUUUUCUAUUGCUAUCAGUUAGUUAUGCGCCAGCAGGAGGCCAACUGAUAAUUUCAACCAACUUGACCAAGGACCAAUUAGGAAAGUCGGUUCAUCUCGUGCAUUUGGAAUUCAGGAUAACGUAUGCUGGAGGCGGUAUACCCGAAUCGUUGCUGAACGAGAUGUUUGGUAGUGAGGAGGAGGCUUCUGAGGAGGGUUUUAGUCUACUCAUCAGUAGAAAACUAGUGAAGCUAAUGAAUGGAGAUGUAAGAUACAUGAGGGAAGCAGGUAAGUCAAGCUUCAUCAUAACUGUUGAGCUUGCUGCUGCACACAAGACAAGUAUGUAGUAGGCAAAAGAUUGCAUCCUAUGUUGAAGUUUGAAUGGUGGGAAUUUGCAGUGGGUGAUGAUUUUGUAUAGUGCUAAGUUGUUUCUCUCAUUGUCAGAUUUCCAAUCUCCUUUGACCUUUUGUUGAAAUACAAUCUGAUUUACUCAUAACUUUAUUUGACUCUUUUAUAAGCACUACUAUUGUAUAGAUGUAGUAAUUUCUUAA